Molecule: messenger RNA, 738 nt
Organism: Diversispora eburnea
Lineage: Eukaryota; Fungi; Glomeromycota; Glomeromycetes; Diversisporales; Diversisporaceae
Source: the annotation of a GenBank genome assembly
AUGUCCUCAAAGAAAUCUGUUUUUAUCGCCAUCUUAUUGGUUAUUUGUUUACAAGUAAUUUCUUCGCUAGCAAGUUAUAUUCCAAUUUCAGGACUUCCAGGUCCAUGGAUUAUAACAGACUUGGCUGGUUUUAAAAUGUACGCUGGCCAAUAUAUUUACAUUAAAAUAGUUUCCCCCAAAUACACUUUGGUUAAUAUUAAUCUCUUGCAAAGAGGAUCUGUUAACAAUGAAACACUUCUCACAAACGUCGGAUUAUACUAUGGAAUCAGCAUAAUUACUGUUGAACUUCCAUCAUCCGGUAAUUUCACAAAAGACAGUCCUCAAAAUUAUUUCGCCGUAUAUUCUAAUGGAGCAAGGCUUGAUUAUUCCGGAACCUUCCAAAUUGGAAGUCCUGCUUUUGGCCCUAAAAUUCGUAAACCACUUGCUGGUGAUGUUUUAAGGAUAGGAGAAGUAUUAGUAGCCACUUGGGAAGGAUCCUAUGUUCCUCCAGGUGAAAAUGAGACUAGUUUCACAUUUGUUAGAGCUUUACUUGAACCUGCAAUCACUACUGGAUCUGUUGUAGCUUUCAAUUUUUUAUCUGGUCAGGAUCUUAAUUUCUCAUCCUAUACUUUUAAUUUCACAUUACCUUCAACAAUACCUAAUAAUACUUAUUAUAAAUUCGGAUUUUUGAUCACAUCCAAUAUUACGGGAUAUGAAAAGCAAAUUUAUUCUUCUGGCACUUUCUUAAUUCUUAAUUGA